UGGAUUAUUGAUUUUUGUUGGGUGCUUGGAUGCACUGGAUUUUGAAAAUCGCGACGGCGGUGAGUGCGAUCACAACAAAUGCGGGCAUUGUUUACAAAUGGUGGCGACGACGGCGGGUCGCGAAUUCCCCGUUUCAUACCAAAGAUGACUAAAAGCGAAAAGUCAAGUAAUGACAGAGACAAAUGGGCAAUCUGUGUUGUUUGAAUAGAAAGAGCCGAAAGAAGAUCGUCCUACUUCUGCUUGGUCUGGACAAUGCGGGUAAAACUGUGGCGGUGAAGAACCUGAGCAGAGAACCGUUGGACGCGGUCGUUCCAACCGUCGGAUUCUCGGUGAUCACUUUGACCUAUCUGAACUACGACGUAAAGGUCUACGACCUAGGUGGAAGGCCGGACAUACGCGACAUUUGGGAGCAAUACUUUGUCGAUGCGCACGGAGUCAUUUUCGUAAUAGAUUCAAGCGAUUACGAGAGGUUGAAUGAAGCGCAGGAAUCGCUUACCAAAGUGAUCUCGCACGAGAAGAUGCGUGGGAAACCGCUGCUCGUGUUGGCCAACAAGCAGGACCACGAGAACGCUUUGGAUGAUAUAGAUCUGAUAGAGAAAUUGCAGCUGGAGAUGUUGGUGAACGCAUGCGAGAGUCCGGCGAUGGUCGAGACCUGCUCCGCCUCGGAAGUUCACGCCAAAUCCAAGAUUGAUCCCGGCAUCAAAAAGGGGUACAGUUGGUUGAUCAAUUACAUAAUUAGGGAAUACGACACGUUGAAUGAUCGCGUGGAAUACGAUAUGGACGUGCAGAAUGAGCUGCUAAGAAAGGAACGCGAGGCUAAGAUCGAGCGAUUGAGACUGCUGAACGAGCAGGAGGCACGCAGGACAGUCGAAGAUACUGCCAAGCAAAUCAAUGGGUUGCCUUUGAGCGAUGUCUUCGUGAUCAAAAACAACAAGUUCAAGCACAGCGAUAGCGACACCAGCGAGUCGAAUGAGUCUUUGGCGCACGUCUAUUACGGAACAAUACAGCAGGAGGUUGUACCGGAGGAGACGAGACCCAAGUCCGCUACGAACAUAGUGAGGCAACAUUUGGCGUUGGAGAACGGCCAUGCGAAGGAGCGUUUCAACUUUAAGAUGGCAAAUAAGGUGGCGCCUGUCCAUUUGGAAAUCAAGAAACCUAGAAGUGCGACCGAGAGAAAGUCGGAGAGCAGUCAGCAGGAUAGAAGAAAUUUGAAGUCGGCGGGUGAUUCCAUUUUCGUUGUGACCAAUGUGCCUAAAUUGUCGUUGCCCGUUGAGAAUGGGUCUGGUGACAUACGCGUUUUCACAGCCACCCUGCCGGGUAACGUCCUACCCCCGAUAUCCUCCAAGAACAGAAACGUCCGAUACAGCGAGAUCAAUCACAUCUAAACGAU
Messenger RNA from Nicrophorus vespilloides, 1390 nucleotides. Its product is annotated as ADP-ribosylation factor-like protein 13B. The coding region runs from base 183 to 1385 and encodes 400 amino acids. The transcript has 3 exons. NCBI's taxonomy places the organism in Eukaryota, Metazoa, Arthropoda, Insecta, Coleoptera, Silphidae. Gene Ontology annotation, cellular component: non-motile cilium; ciliary membrane. Gene Ontology annotation, biological process: non-motile cilium assembly; receptor localization to non-motile cilium. Gene Ontology annotation, molecular function: GTPase activity; GTP binding. The record is from RefSeq and is a predicted model, not a curated record.